AUGCCAAACUCCAGCUCCAGCAUCACCCUCACCCCUAUCAACCUCCACCACCCCGCCGACUACGCCGCCCUCCAACACCAACGCACAGUCUGCGGCUGGGACCAGACCGACGAAGCCCUCCUCGCCUGGCGCGCCCAACAAGACGCAGGCCUCAAAUCCUUCUUCUGGAUCGACAUCGUCCCAGCCCCCACCUCCACGUCCAGCAGCAACAGCAGCGUCAACAACAACAGCAGUAACCACCAGACCCCCACGGCCGAACCAAUCCACGCAGGCCACAUCUCCCUCGACGCGUACGCCCACCCGCCAGACCGGGACCUCGCCACCGCCGACCGCACCAACCUGACCAUCCAGUCGUUCUUCAUCCUGCCGGAGCACCGACAGGGCGGGCUGGGCCGGCGCGCGAUGGCGCUGGUCGAGGCGCGGGCGCGCCGGGACCCGCGCUGCCGGUACGUGACCCUCAACGCGGUCAGCAAGGCGUACUACGCGGACCCCGUGCGGCGGCGCUGGAUCGAGCGGAUCCGCGGCGAGGGCGGCCUUCCGGUGGCGGAGUGGUAUGAGAGGAUGGGGUACGUGCGGUGGAAGACGGAGCCGCGGUAUACGGAUUGGACGCCGGAGGGGGAGAAGGUGGUUAUCGAGGCGGAUUUUAUGAGGAAGUUGGUGGUUGGGGAGUAG
Molecule: messenger RNA, 672 nt
Organism: Aspergillus japonicus CBS 114.51
Lineage: Eukaryota; Fungi; Ascomycota; Eurotiomycetes; Eurotiales; Aspergillaceae
Exons: 1
Coding region: 1-672 (223 amino acids)
Molecular function (GO): acyltransferase activity, transferring groups other than amino-acyl groups
Source: RefSeq, a predicted model, not a curated record